Molecule: messenger RNA, 561 nt
Organism: Colletotrichum truncatum
Lineage: Eukaryota; Fungi; Ascomycota; Sordariomycetes; Glomerellales; Glomerellaceae
Source: RefSeq, a predicted model, not a curated record
AUGAAGAGCUUCACCACCCUUGUCCUUGCCGCCGCCGCAGCCACCGGCGUCAUGUCCGCCGCCGUCAAGCCCGUCGUCCAGCAGCGCAACGCCGGCGGGUUCAAGCUCGCCAGCUCGGUCGUCAACUCCGCCGCCAACGAGCCUUUCCAGAACACUGAGGUCCACACCCUCUCUGCCGGCCCCGACGGCCUUCUUGCCCGUCAGGAGCCCGACCCGAACCGCAACGAGACCAACCCCGACGUCAUCUUCCUGCUUCAGUGCACCGACCCCGGCUUCCGUGGUGACUGCCUCGUCUUCGGCGCUCCCCCCGGUCUCUGCGUCUCCUUCUUCAACUUCAACGCCCCCAACACGACCACGAUCAGCGACCGCUUCAACGACCAGGUCUCCUCUUUGUCCACCAACACUGGCGGAAAGUGCCAGUUCUACAAGUACCAGGGUUGCAACAACAAGGGUGACGACCGCGGUCUCACCUCCUCUUACAACUACAACCUGGCUGUCCCUCUGCCUGAUGACGAGCGUACUGUUGAGUACGAGAACCAGAUCACCUCCUGGAGGUGCUAG